Molecule: messenger RNA, 4731 nt
Organism: Salarias fasciatus (jewelled blenny)
Lineage: Eukaryota; Metazoa; Chordata; Actinopteri; Blenniiformes; Blenniidae
Gene: trim37
Product: tripartite motif containing 37
Exons: 25
Coding region: 255-3089 (944 amino acids)
Biological process (GO): protein autoubiquitination; aggresome assembly; protein monoubiquitination
Cellular component (GO): ESC/E(Z) complex; peroxisomal membrane; aggresome
Molecular function (GO): ubiquitin protein ligase activity; tumor necrosis factor receptor binding; ubiquitin protein ligase binding
Source: RefSeq, a predicted model, not a curated record
CCUCUACAUCCUCAAUUCAGGGCAAAAGGGAGCAGUCUGUCGUCUUUCCAUCAACAAAUGUAAAGAUUUUACGUCGCUGCGGCUGCACCCCGGGGCGUUUCCACCUGUUUUGAAGCAGAUAACCCGACGGAGAAUGUGUUAAGAUGUAGCCCGUGUCUGUGGUGCUCUGUUUAGUCAGGUGUGACACACGAAGUCUCCGGGGAGACCUGUUGUCUUGAAUCGGCACCAAGAUCAACGACUUCAAACUGGCUGAAAUGGAUGAACAAAGUGUUGAGAGCAUUGCCGAGGUGUUUCGCUGCUUCAUCUGCAUGGAGAAGCUGAGGGAUGCUCGCCUCUGCCCACAUUGCUCCAAACUCUGCUGCUUCAGCUGCAUACGACGGUGGUUGACGGAGCAGAGAGCCCAGUGUCCACACUGUCGAGCGCCACUCCAGCUGAGGGAGCUGGUGAACUGCCGCUGGGCGGAGGAGGUCACACAGCAACUGGACACCCUGCAGCUCUGCAGCCUCACCAAGCACGAGGACAACGACAAGGACAAAUGUGAGAACCACCAUGAGAAGCUGAGUGUCUUCUGCUGGACCUGCAAGAAGUGCAUCUGUCACCAGUGUGCUCUGUGGGGAGGGAUGCAUGGCGGCCACACCUUCAAGCCUCUGGUGGAGAUUUACGAGCAGCAUGUGACCAAGGUGAAGGAGGAGGUUGCCAAGCUCCGCCGGCGCCUCAUGGAGCUCAUCAGUCUGGUGCAAGAAGUGGAGCGGAACGUGGAGGCCGUGAGAGGAGCGAAGGACGAGCGCGUCAGAGAGAUCCGCAACGCCGUGGAGAUGAUGAUCGCCCGUCUGGACAACCAGCUGAAGAACAAACUCAUCACUCUCAUGGGCCAGAAGACGUCCUUGACCCAGGAGACGGAGCUGCUGGAGUCUCUCCUGCAGGAGGUGGAGCAUCAGCUUCACUCCUGCAGUAAGAGCGAGCUGAUCUCCAAGAGCCCGGAGAUCCUGCUCAUGUUCCAGCAGGUGCACCGGAAGCCCAUGCAGUCCUUCGUCACCACGCCCGUCCCGCCAGACUUCACCAGCGAGCUGGUGCCUGCCUACGACUCCAGCACCUUCGUUCUGGUCAACUUCAGCACUCUGAGGCAGCGAGCCGACCCGGUCUACAGCCCUCCUCUGCAGAUAUCAGGCCUCUGCUGGAGACUCAAAGUCUACCCGGACGGUAAUGGAGUUGUGCGUGGAAACUAUCUGUCCGUGUUCCUGGAACUCUCUGCCGGGCUUCCGGAAACCUCGAAGUAUGAGUACCGUGUGGAGAUGGUCCACCAGGCCUCCAGCGAUCCCACCAAAAACAUCAUCCGGGAGUUUGCCUCCGACUUCGAGGUCGGGGAGUGCUGGGGCUACAACCGGUUCUUCAGACUGGACCUCCUGGCCAGCGAGGGCUACCUGAACAUGCAGACGGACACGCUCGUGCUCCGCUACCAGGUGCGCUCGCCCACCUUCUUCCAGAAGUGCAGGGAUCAGUACUGGUACAUCAGCCAGCUGGAGUCGGCCCAGAGCGGCUACAUCCAACAGAUCAACAACCUCAAAGAGAGGUUGGCCAUUGAGCUGUUUCGGCGCCAGACGUCACGCAGCUCGUCGCCUCCUGACCUGCGACCCGCCACGAGCACGACCACCUCUGAGCGAGACCCCCGCUCGGUGAAGAGUGACGACGACCUCCAGUCCACCCUGAGCAACACCAAGAAAGGCGAAGACGAAGAGAGGACCCAGCACGACGACUCCAACGAGCUGUCGGACGGCGACCUGGAGGUGGACUGUCUGACGGAGGAGGAGGUGAACCCGCUGGACGGCAGCAGCACGUCGGGCAGCUCCACCGCCACCAGCAACACCGAGGAGAACGACAUCGACGAGGAGACCAUGUCGGGGGAGAACGACGUCGACUUCAUAGGAAACCUGGAGACGGAGGAGGGAGAACUUCCUGACGACCUGGCCGGAGCCACAGGUGGAUCCAGCUCCAGCAUCCGGUCGCUGCACCGCAGCGCGGCAGCGGCCGCCGCGGGCCGCGGAGGCGCCAGCGGCGGCGGCGCCGUGGGGCCGAGCGGCAGCAGCCUGCUGGAGAUCGACCCGGUCAUCCUGAUCCAGCUGCUGGACCUGAAGGAGCGCAGCAGCGUGGAGUCUCUGUGGGCCCUGCAGCCCCGGCCCCCCGUGUCCCUGCUGCACAGCCAAGCUCAUUCUCACUCCAGGAAAGAGCGCGAGCGGCGGCCUCAGGUGGUGCGGCGGUCCGCUCCGGACUCGGGGGUCCUGAUCCGCCUCAAGGCCCAGAUGGCCGAGGUCCGCAGCAAGAUGUCCGACGUCAAAAGCCAGGUGCUGGAGGCCCGGGGCCCCGGGGAGCCCCGGCCGGGCCCGUCGGGGGCCUUCGGCAUGGAGGAGACGCCGUCUCACCACGGCGACUCCGAGGCGUCCGCCUGCCGUAAGACGGGCGAGCUGGACCUGGUGGGGAGAGCGGCCGCCUCUCGGUCCAGGCCCUGCCGGCCCGCCAGGAAGUCCCUGUCGCCGGUCCUGGACAGCAGCGGCUCUCUGGUGGUGAAGAGGAGGAGUCUGGAGGAGAUGGACAAAGACCUGCGAGGAGCCGAGGCGGCGACCGAGCUCGGCCUCGGUCCCAAAGAGGGGCCGGGAGCCGCAGAGGGAGUGCUGAAGGUGGACGGCCUGCAGGGCCCGCUCCUGUCCCUGGGCGUCUCCUCCUCGGCGGAGCAGCAGCUGUACGGCGCCUCGGGGUCCAGGGACGACAUCUUCUCCCUGGGGGGGUCCGGCUACAUGAGCGCCGGCAAGACGUGCGUCAGCAGGACGCUGGGGGCGGCCAUGUUGGACUGCGAGUCUGAAAGCUCAGGGAACUCCCAUCAGUCCCUGCUGGAGGGGCCCUCGGCUCUGUCACAGUCAAACGGAGGUGGGAUUUCAAAUCCACCGCCGUCCGUCCUGGUGGCGGCGACGAGCAGCGACAGCGACACGGAGGACGAGGCGCUGCAGAGCAGCAACUCCCGCUACGACAACCACACGCCUCCGUGCACAGGAGAGCAGCUCCUGUCCGAUGACGCCAGUCUGCCGGCCGACAGGUGAUUCUCCACACAGUGACUCCAUGAAGACGCCACACACACUUAGUCUGUACAGUAGAAGCUGCUUGUUAUGCAUGAAGUUAUGGAAUCUGUUUCCCGCCCGCCGACACAUCGGCAGCGGUGAGCGCAGCAGCGUCGCGCUCUCAUGUUGACGUUCUGUGUUCCUCUCGGAGAUGUCAGCGCUUCUCAGGAAGUACUGAAAGGACGAGUGUUUGUGCAAUAAUCUCUUCACAUAUUUAAGGCAUGAGAACUGUUGAAGUGUCGCUCACACCUGCAAGGACAAUUAUUUAAUCCACCCUCAGCACUGGUCUGUAUCUGUGUAUGAAUAACUUUUGUAAAUCUGACCGCCGAGCCGCAUACAUGAACGACCUGUGUUCAGUGUUUUCUACCGUUUCCCUUCACUCGGUCCGGUGAGUCUGGGCUUCAGGCUCCACGCCCACUCAGCUUCCUUCAGCCUGCGUCUCCCAGCAGCAGCAGCAGCAGCAGCAGCGAGUCGCUUUAUUCAGCGGCACGCCGAUCUGUCAGCAGCUUGAAGUUCAGCUUUUUUUUUUUCCUCCCUUCCUUUCUGAGGUGAGCAGGUAAUUUAUGUAAAUGUGUUCACUCCUAAUAGCAGUCGGCUCCCAGUUGACAUUUAAAAAGGGUGAACGAUCAGCGACUCGCACGGGUUAUGAAACUGGCGUCUGUGGGCUGAAGCCUGCCCGGCCAGGUGUUUUUAACCCCAACAUCUGCGCAGACAUCCGACCCCCUCCACCACCCACCCCCGAUACAGGUCCUACGUACCGCAGACAAUCCGCCAGCAGAUCGGCGCCACUCGCCUGUCUGUCUGGAUCUGAAGCAUCAGCUGCUCUGAACUCUCCACAAACACUAAAUACCUCAAACCUGCCGUUCAUGAGCGAGGGACACUCCGAUCUGCUUCUAUAGCCUCAGUUCAGCCAGAGAAACACCGAAUUCAUCAGCUUCUCUUCCUUUAUUAGCUAAAAUAUUGCCUUCAAUUACUGAAAUCUGACUGUUGAUCCCAAGCUAUUACCUUCAUCCACAAAAGAAAACCUUGAUUUAUUCAAAAAGCACAAAGGUUUUCUGGUGAUGGAGACGUCUAAAAGGUCAGGCUCUUUAGUUUUACUUUAUGUCCCGUUGAAGUCUCACUGUUUCAGGAGCAGUGUUGUUUCUAAAAGGUUUUUUUUAUGUUGCUCGAGUUAAAAAGGAGCUGCAGAGGCAGAUAUCCUCCUUUAAGUAGUGCUAUUUAUUUAUUUUCUCACACUUUCCUUAAAGUCAGUGUAAUUAUAUAACAUGUUCCCCUGCACUUAUUUUUUUUUUUUAAAUAAUCCUAACCCACACUGGUUAAUCCGCUGCGGCGACACUCUUCACCUCUCUGGGAGAAAACACACACACAGGCGGCUCGUUUCUGGAAGUGGAGCCGUCUUGACCGACCUUUGUAAGACUGUUUGACCUUCAGCCGGUUCCGCUUCACCCCUGCCGUGGCCGGUUGACGUUGUAACCGCGUGUGUGUAGGCGGCGGCGUGCCUGAUGUGCAUGGCUUCCCUGGCUGGAUUUCAACCCUCCAUCAGUCCAGACCAGCUCAUGGUGGGAUUCUUCUUCUGAAAAAGCUGUUGUGUGUUUGUGUGUGUGUUUUUUUUUUUAAUGUUUCC